AUGACACCUGCAGCCGCAGCAGACAAUCAAGCUCAGAAGCAGAAGCAAAGCUGGGGGAUAAAAGCUUUCCAUAAGUUGGUAUCCCCUCCUGCUACUGAAAAAACGGAUGCAACACAGCUAACUUGCUGCAGAGUGAAAGGCCUAUUCACCAGCGACUUUUCCGGCGAGAUCAGUAGCGGCGACGUCGAAAUCCAUACCUGGAAUGGCCCGAAUGAUCCUGAAAACCCCUCAAUCCUCACAGGACUUCCGGCAGGAACCUAUGGUUCUGGCAACGACUGGAUGGCUGAGAAAUUCCACGUACAGAACUCACCCUUCCCAAACCUUUACUGGGCAACCACAUCAUGGAACAUGGGCGCCGCCUUCUGGCCACUCAUUUUUGUCCCUUUGACUGAAUCUUCCGGUCGAAUGCCAGGUUACUUUGUGGCAUACAUCAUCCUAAUCAUCAGUCUCUUCCCGAGCGCAUUCGCACCGAACUUCGCAACGCUUGUCGUGACACGGUUCUUCGGCGGGGGCGCUUCGUCUGUUUCAAUCAAUAUCGUCGGAGGAAGUAUAUCAGAUGUCUGGCACGGGGAUAAAGCACGAAGCCUCCCAAUGUCGCUCUUCGGAUUCACGAGUGUAGUCGGCAUCGCCCUUGGCCCGUUCAUUGGCAGCGCCAUCGUCCAGAUCCACAAGAACGAUCCCUGGCGCUGGAUCUUCUACGUGCAGAUCAUCUAUAACGCCGGGCUCUUGCCCAUCUUCUGGCUAAUCCUGCGCGAGACCCGACCAGAUGUAAUCCUCAAGCGUCGUGCUGCUAAAAUCCGCAAAGAAACCGGCCGUCCCGUCUACGCCCAAGCCGAUAUCAACGCCCCGUCUACCCUCCGCCUCCUCCAAAUCUCCUUCAAGAGACCGACGAAAAUGCUGCUCACUGAACCCGUCGUCACUUUCUUCACUCUUUGGAUUAGUUUCGCCUGGGGUAUUCUGUACCUCUUCUUUAGCAGCGUUGUGCAAACGUUCGGCGAGAACUACGGCUGGGAUACUUUGGCAACGGGUCUCGUGCAACUCGCCAUCUCUGUCGGUGCCGUGAUUGGUACUGUGUUCAACCCGUUUCAGGACUGGCUCUAUCUUCGCUCGUCGAGUAGGAAUAAGGAAAAACCUAGCAAGCCUAUCCCCGAAGCGCGCCUGUAUACGUCCAUACCGGGCUCGCUCCUUUUUGCCGCAGGCCUCUUCUGGUACGGCUGGGCUUCACAACCAGACGUGCACUGGAUCGUGCCUACGAUGGGAAUUACAGCAGCAGGUGUCGGGAUUUACAGUAUUUACAUGGCUGUUGUGAAUUAUCUUACUGAUGCGUACGAGCGAUACGCGGCCUCCGCGCUGUCUGCUGCGAGUUUAGGACGGAAUUCCUUUGGUGCAUUUCUGCCGCUGGCUAGUCCACAACUGUUUAGCAACCUUGGUUUUGGAUGGGCAGGCACUCUUCUCGGAUUCAUAGGGGUUGCAUUGAGUGUUGUCCCUGUGGUACUGGUGCUCAAAGGCCCUGCUAUUCGACGCAGUAGUCCGUUCAUGAGGGAGAGUAUGUGGGAUACUGACACGGAGGAGAACGAAACCGGGGAUGGCUUAGACGUGAAGGAGGGUGAUCGGGCUGAGGCUGUCUGA
Aspergillus nidulans FGSC A4 is the source of this 1629-nucleotide messenger RNA. RefSeq names its product putative MFS multidrug transporter. Bases 1 to 1629 code for a protein of 542 amino acids. Gene Ontology annotation, cellular component: plasma membrane. Gene Ontology annotation, biological process: transmembrane transport. The record is from RefSeq and is a predicted model, not a curated record. Gene Ontology annotation, molecular function: transmembrane transporter activity. The transcript has 2 exons. NCBI's taxonomy places the organism in Eukaryota, Fungi, Ascomycota, Eurotiomycetes, Eurotiales, Aspergillaceae.